AUGAGUACACCAGUGUUGGGCAACAGUAGCAAUGGUGCUGGUGGUGGUGCAGCCCCAGUCAUGUUCAUUCUCAAAGACACAGAGAUCAUUCGUGCAUUGGCACCCGUCUCCAAAGACAUCAUUGUUCAAUGUCUACGCUCAGUCAAUCAAUUGUACAAACUGACCGUCGACGAAUCAAUUGAGAAGGUGCCCAAGCAGAAGCUACUGCACGUCAUCCAAGAGUGCAUAUGCUUCGCAGGAAUCGACGACUUCAUCGCCAGCAUCAACCCUCAAUCAUACACAAAGUUACUUCCACUGCUUGGUCCACAGGCUGCCGCGCUGAGUAGCCAUCCCCAUCUAUUACAAGGCGACAACAACAACAACAAGGACGAAGACGCAGGUGUCAUUCACGAGAAGGACGAGCAUAUACUAUCAUUCCUACAACAGUUGUCAUCAUGGGUCAAGAGGCGUGGCAUCAAUUGGCUGUUGGACGCGUCGGACUUGGCACUCAAACAUGAGUUCUGUGAUGCCUUGCACUUGGAACACGCAUCAGCCACUGACACAUUGAGCGAAUCAAUCACAUUAAUCAAUGAUUGCAUAAAGGAUGAGAUCAUUCUGCGUGGAACCGAGUCAUUCUUGCGUAAUAUCAAGGCGCCAAUCAUCAAGGCGAUGGCUGAGUGUUUGAAGAUCAAUAGGAUGGCCAGCAAAGAGGUGUUGAUUGAUAAGAUAUUGGAGACAAUGUUUGGCUUUAAACAGACCGAUGGUGGUGUUGAGACAUCGGCAGUCACAGUGGCAACUGCGGCAGCAUCGUAUACACCUCAGACCGUUGUUGCCACCUCACAUGGCGAUCAUUCUCCAUCACCAAAGACAACUCCAUCCAAACCCAAGCUACCAACACUCAAGGUCAAGAUACCAAUUGAUAUCAAGGCUAAACUACUUCAACAACAGGCCGCGCAGGCCUUGGCACAAUCACAAACACAACCUCAGCCACCACAGCAACAACUUCAAUUACAACAGGGACUAAACUUGUUGGGCAAGACAAAGAGGAUAAAGAAGCCCAAUCAGAAGUAUGGAGACUAUUUGGACUCGGACAGCAAGGUGUUGGAGGCAGAGGUUGAGGCCUACGAGGCAGCCGAGGUAGAAUACCGACCACAAACACCAAAGAAGAGAGGUGGAGGAGGAGGUGCAACAAAGAGAAAGCAAAUAGUAUAUGAAGAGGAAGAAGAAGAAGAGGAAGAGGAAGUUGUGGAGGAGCCAGAGAAUGAGGAAGAAGAGGAAGUAGAGGAUGUCGAUGGAGAUGACAACUCUGAUGGUGGUGGUGGUGAGGAGGAGGAAGACGAACAAGAUGGUGAUGAUGAUGAGGAGGUAUCAACAAAGAAGAAGUAUAUCCGCAAGCCAGUACCACCAUCCAUUCAUCCAAUAUCACUAAUUGUCAAAGGAAUUACCAAGGCAGAGUUACAUACAUUGUUCCACGCACCAGACCUACGCAGAUAUUGUAAAUUAAAUGGACUAAAGUCAUCUGGCAACAAGAAGGUGAUCAUGCGCAGAAUAGAGGCAUUCCUGGAACGAGAGAGUACAACACCAUCAUCAACUUCAACGCCAGGUUCAUCCAGUCCCAAUGCACAGAACAAGAAGCGCAAGAAGACAAAGAGAUAA
This is a messenger RNA of Acytostelium subglobosum LB1, 1635 nucleotides long. RefSeq lists its product as hypothetical. The transcript has 2 exons. Lineage: Eukaryota; Evosea; Eumycetozoa; Acytosteliales; Acytosteliaceae. Bases 1 to 1635 code for a protein of 544 amino acids. The record is from RefSeq and is a predicted model, not a curated record.